Molecule: messenger RNA, 1968 nt
Organism: Peronospora farinosa
Lineage: Eukaryota; Oomycota; Peronosporomycetes; Peronosporales; Peronosporaceae
Source: the annotation of a GenBank genome assembly
AUGGUCUUACAGACAUUGAAAAUCUUGUGGUUUUUCUUGUUGACUGCUACUGGAUCGUCCAUACAAGAGGGAGUGAUGCGGACACGACCGAUUUUACUCGUCCCAGGUUUUGCAUCGUCUCAACUCGAAUCCUGGAGCUCUCAUCGUUGCAAGACGAGCUUUCAUAAUAAUCUGUAUCGAGAGAUUAAAUUUGGGGAUCGCAUGUGGAUCGAUGUCGCACGAGUGCUGGCACAAACCGAGUGCUGGAUCAAUUGCAUGAAGCUCGACCAUAUAACGCAGGACGAAGUUGAGUGUAAAUUACGAGCUGCACAAGGCCUGGAAGCGAUUUCGGAGCUAGACCCGGGAAUUGUCACAGGACCUUUGUCUACAGUGUGGCGCAAUAUUAUUCAUGAUUUGGUCGAUCAUUUUGAACUCGAUCCGGAACAACUACUUGUUGCCACAUAUGACUGGAGACUGCCACCUAGCAAGUUACAACAACGUGACAAGUACUUUGGCUCGCUCAAGAAGAAGAUUGAAACUACGGUCGAGCUUGAUGGAGACAAUGGUGGACUUGUUGUGAUUGCUCACUCGAUGGGUAAUAGCGUUUUCCGCUACUUCCUCGAGUGGCUGAAAGAUGAGGUGGGCCGCAAUAACUGGCACAAGUGGAUCGACCACCACAUCUCUGCCUACUUUGCGGUUGGUUCGCCGUUACUAGGAAGUGCUGAAUCACUCGAGUUGAUAUCUUCCGGUCUUACGGAAGGACUUCCGAUGACACAGAGCGAGAUGCGCAAGCUCGUGGUUUCAUUUGGCUCGAUCUUAAGCUUUAUGCCGAUACCUUCUGGAUUGAAUUCGUCCAAGGACAAUGAAGUACUCAUUGCUGUGCGCUCGCAACAGGGACUGGGAGACUACCAGGUGCAGCUUCGAAACUACACCAGCGCCGACAUUGCCACAGGUCGACUUUUUCGCGACAUGGCCGCGCACGAUCCGAUCUUCGGCAAGUUGGAGGCAAUGCGCCAAAAGUUUUAUGCGCAAGACUCCAUCCUUGAUUUCUAUAAACCCUGGGAGCGUCCUCCCAUUGCUUCAGUCUACAGUGUUUACGGCGUUAAUGUUCCGACGAAGAACUUUUACGAGUACGAAAACGCAAACACGCCAGGCCAUUGGUACCAGGUGCAGUACAUGAAUGAAGAAGGCCAGGAUCCAACUUGUACCAAAAUAGGUGAUGGCACCGUGAGUUAUCAUUCGCUCUCCUGGGCACACACGUGGCUGGGCUCAAAAGGUUCAUCCGUGCGAGUCACUCAGACUCCACAGUCUGUUUAUUUUUCAGCUGAAAACAUCACGCGGGUGCGAGCUGUACGACAUGCAAGCACUCACCACGCGGAGUAUUCGCUGCUGAACGGCGAUUCAUCAAUUUGUGAGGCUGACACGGAUUCGUCUUCAUCAAAUCGUGGCGCUACGACGAGCUUCUUCGCAGGGCUCUUUGGACCGCUCAAUCGCGACAGGAUCACUUUUUUCGACAGCUCCAAAGAAGUGAAUGAAGCAACUUUCUCGACUGGUGUGUGGGAAAUCGAUGGUGUUAGCCAUCGCGACAUUCUAUCCAAUCCGGCAUUUCUUCGCGAGUUACGCGCCGAGUUGCGUCACAUCUUCAAUGGCAAAACUAACUCGGACAAGUCGUCUCGUCCGCCGAUCAUUGACGGUGAUUGCUACUGGAACUACCGUCGUGCUCACUGUGAAUUCCAGGAAUUCUGUGAAUACCGAUAUGUCUUUGGUGAUAUGACCUUUGACCAAUCUUGCCGUAUUCGCUUGAAAGAAGGUCUUCCUGCACCAUUACACUCAACCACUUUCUUGGGGGGUGUCUCGGCAUUAUCUUUGAGUCAGAUGCCAGUCGAGUUUUCGAUUGCUGGACCGUACUGUUCUGCGCCGUGCCUACCCAUCUCGUUUUCAUCAUCCGACAUGACAACGACUUGUCAACAAGAGCCGUUGCAGACAUGA